Molecule: messenger RNA, 1923 nt
Organism: Caenorhabditis remanei
Lineage: Eukaryota; Metazoa; Nematoda; Chromadorea; Rhabditida; Rhabditidae
Exons: 6
Coding region: 1-1923 (640 amino acids)
Biological process (GO): endonucleolytic cleavage of tricistronic rRNA transcript (SSU-rRNA, 5.8S rRNA, LSU-rRNA); ribosome biogenesis
Cellular component (GO): nucleolus; nucleosome
Molecular function (GO): structural constituent of chromatin; RNA endonuclease activity; DNA binding
Source: RefSeq, a predicted model, not a curated record
AUGUCUGGCGAAACACUGGAGUUCAGUGGAUGCAAUUUCUUCCGAAUCAGACUAGCAUACUCGAUUCUCAGUGGUAGGCCUAUUCGAAUUGUUAACAUCAGAAAAAACGAUGAUAGACCAGGAAUCCGUGAUUUCGAAGCAAAACUGAUUGGUCUGCUCGAAAAAGUUACAAACGGCACAAAAGUAGAAAUCAGUCGUACCGGUACACAAGUAACGUUCAGACCGGGAAUGAUUACUGGUGGAAUUGUUAACGUGGAUUGUGGAACUGAUCGAUGCAUCUCAUACUUUUUGGAGCCCUUGAUCCUGUUAUCUCCGUUUUGUAAACUGGCUAUGACAAUCAAGCUGAAAGGAGUGACAAAUGCACCUGGUGAGCUCUCAGUAGAUGGAAUGAAAGCUUCUUGGUUGAAAGUUUAUAAUAAAUUCGUGCUGAACGAUGAGAAACUGGAUAUCAAGAUUCAAUGCAGAGGAUUAAAGCCUGAAGGAGGUGGAGUUGUUAUUUUUACGGCUCCAAUCGUCAAAACACUGCGCCCAGUGAAGCGUCAGCAAGUCGGAAAAGUUUGCAAAAUUCGUGGACAGGCUUACGUUUCAAAAGUCACUCCGUCACUUGCCUACCGAAUGAUUGACGCAGCAAAGAAAGCAAUGCACGGAUAUAUUGCAGACGUCUUCAUUGCUGUUGAUCAACGGAAAGGAGACGCCGGUGGAGCAUCCCCAGGAUAUGGACUAUUCCUCACUGCUGAAACAACGGAGGGUGUUGUUUAUCAGGCUGAAGCUAUUUCAAGACCAAAGGGAGAACCUGGAAAUCCUAUUCUUCCGGAGGACAUUGGAAUCGAGGCGGGACACUCUCUUCUUCAACAAAUUUACAUGGGUGGUGCACUAGACAGCAGUGCCCAAGUUCUCGCCAGCACGUUCAUGACUCUUUGCCCUAAAGAUGUAUCGCAUUUCCUCUACGGACCUUUACCAAUGUACAGCGUUCACACUCUACGUCAUCUCAAACAAUUUUUUGAAAUUGAAUUCAAAAUGGAAGAUUACCGAAAAGUUCAAAAAGAGGAUGAAGCAGAUCUCAGAACAGGAAGUCUUGAUAAGGCAAUGAUCACAGCUGUCGGAAUGUCACUUGUGUGGCGUCUUCUACGAGAUGAGAUCGAGGCUGGUAGUAUUGAAAUCGAUACACUGAACGCUGACCCAGAUGAACUGAAAGAUAUUCAGACGCUUUUCCCAAAAAUUUUUGCAAAUGAGUUUGUUUCACCGGCCAUUGAACAUGAAUCAACAUUGGAAAACUCUACGACUCUGAUAUCUUACGAGUCAACAAUGCAAUCAACAGCUGAUCAUCAUGUUCUUCCGUAUCUAACAGAAUCAUUCGAACAGUUCGAAACACUCGGAGAAAUCGAAACCAUUGGUACGACCGAAAACGAGGACUCAGAUUGCGAGAUUAUUUACUCUGGACCAGCAUUAUUCUUACCACUUGCAAUGCCAAAAACUGAACUCUUCGAUAAGGACUACGGGAUUUCCGAACAAGAGAAAAGUGAGGAAUCGGAACGAUUGAAGGCAGCAAAGCAGUACCGAAAAGCGUUGCUGAGUGGAAAAACGAAGACAGCUUUACUACAGAAGAAACGUAAACAAAAACGGCAAAGCAAAAUUUACCGUGAAAUCGUUUAUGAGAAGAUGUCGACCAAAUUCGCAAUUCCGCCGGAAGACUUCCGAGAUGUUGUUGAUGAAAUUAUGAAGGAAGAGUUUCCAGAUCAUCAAAUUGAAACUGGUGCAAUCAUGGCUCUUCAACAUGAAUCGGAGAUGAUGCUUACAAAGAUGAUGUGUCUCGCAAGUCAUUUAGCUGACUACGCUGACCGCGAAACUUUGAGAAAAAAAGACAUCGACUUCCUCAAAUUCUUGAUGUCUAAAAACAUGGAAGGAUGCUCGUUUGCAAUGUAG